AUGUUUUCAAAAUUCAAGGAUAUUGCACAAUAUUUGUGCUUGGCGCUAUUGCUGUGCACGUUCGCCACCGCUAAUGCCCAAUACCAGCACUAUGUCGACACAUUGGGCGCCAAUGUGUUCUUUGAACACCCGGAGGGCUCCCAGUCGCCCAUUCAUUAUCUGAAUGAAGGUGAUAGCGAAUUUGUGGCAUUGGAUUUGGAUAGGCCCAUGAGUUUCUAUAGUGAAAAAUACGAUAAAUUAUUUAUCAACACAAAUGGUAUUCUGACAUUCAACAUCGAGUUCCCAGAAUACAUCAAUCAACCAUUCCCACUGGAGUAUCCAUCGAUUGCGCCAUUCUAUGCCAAUGUCGAUACAACCCUUGCCUAUAACAUAACCUCAAUAUCAGUUUUUGAAUCAAGCGAUGAACAACAACUGCAAAGAGCGACGGAUUUAGUGAAAUAUGCUUACCCAGAUAAAUCAGAUUUUGUUGCAGACAAACUGAUUGUGGCCACCUGGAAGAAUGUGGGACACUUCAGUGCUAAGAAUGAUAAGCUCAAUACAUUUCAGGCUGUUCUAAUUGCCAAUGAAGAGCAAACUUUUGUGCAAUUCAUUUACGAACACGACGGUAUCCAAUGGUUACAAGGCGAGACCGGUGCUUUGGGUUUGCCAGAUAUACGCGCACAGGCGGGUUUUGUCGCUGAAGAUGGACGUCAUUAUUACAUUGAGGGCUCCGGCACGGAUAGUGCCCGCUUCACUUUCUCAGAAAACUCGAAUAUUGGUGUGCCCGGCGUUUGGUUAUUCCAUGUGGGCGCUUUGAAUGAAACCGCCAACGUGGAAGUGCCCAUCGAUCAGGAAGACCUCAAUGUUGUGCCGCAAGCCGCCACUUGCGCUGAGAGCGGACACAAAACUUGCAACUUCAAUGCGGAUUGCCAUGAUAAGUCAGAUGGUUUCUGCUGUGUGUGUCACGAGGGGUUUUAUGGCAACGGCAAAGCUUGUCUCAAAAACGAUUACCCCAUACGCGUUACUGGCACCUUGGCUGGUCAAAUCAAUGGACAAGUUAUCGACGAACGCGCCAAACUGCAAUCGUACGUCGUCACAGCUGACGCACGCAGUUAUACAGCUGUGAAUCCCGUCAGUGCGGAGUUGGGCGCUCAGCUGCGCCUUAUUGUGCCCGUCUUCAGCGCCAUUGGUUGGCUCUUCGCCAAGCCGUUGAAAGGCGCUCUGAAUGGUUAUCACUUGACUGGUGGUGAUUUCGUGCAUUCAUCGCGUAUACGCUUUGAUACGGGUGAGUCGUUGCUUGUGAAUCAGACUUUUGAAGGUCUGAAUUACUGGGAUCAGCUUUCCGUGAAGCUUGAGCUCUUCGGCGAUGUGCCAUUCGUGAAUGGUAAUGCCAAAUUACAUAUGGCCGAUUAUGUGGAUGAGUACACGUACGUGUCCGCCAAUGAGGUGCAUUCCGUUCAUACGCACACAAUUGAAAUUCCCGAAGAAAGUCGUGUUAUUAACUUCCAGCUCGAACAGUCUAUUUCCUUCGAUCGUUGUGUGCUCGAUUAUGCAGAUCUGUCUACAGGCAAGAGUGUGCUACAGAAAGCAUCGAAGAUUGUUUUAGACUACUUUGAGAGAGAUCAGGCACUACGUACCAGUGUCUUGACCAAGAUUGGUGUCGAUGCUGAGUCGAAUGCUUGCACCGAUGGCACUGCCAUCUGUGGUGAGAACACCGUUUGUGUGCCGUAUGAGGAUACCUACCGUUGCGACUGUCGUCAUGGUUUUGCGCCACAAUUGCAGGCAGAUAACUUGGAGGUCUGCGUAGAUAUUGAUGAAUGUCUCUUGCAGACGCACGCCUGUGAUGAGAACGCACUCUGCACCAACAACGAUGGUGGUUUCACGUGUGUUUGCUUUGAUGGCUUCGAGGGUAACGGUUAUCGUUGUUUGAAAAAUGAUACCGCUAAUGAUGAGCAAGCGGCUUAUACGCCGGACUACAUUAUCAGUGGCAAUUACCAGGAUGAGUGUCAGCGCUGUUCACACGAUGCCGAUUGUGUGGAGGGUCGUUGUCAAUGUCGUGCGGGUUUCGAUGGCGACGGUUAUGAGUGCCAUCAUGUGUGUGGUCAUGAUCAAGUUUUGGAAAAUGGCCGCUGUGUUCCCAUUCUGUUGGAUGAGCAUCAAGUGCAACCUCAGUGUAAUUUCUUGGGCGACUGCACGUGCCCGGCUGGUUAUGAGUUGGUCGAGGAGUCCCAAGUUUGUCGUUAUACCGCGCAAUACAGCACCGAUUACAAGUCAGAUGAACUUGUACCUUGUGAUGUGGACGCCAACUGUCACAUAAAUGCCACUUGCGAGUGGUAUGAAAAUGAAAUGCGUCACGCCUGCACGUGUAAUCACGGCUUCCAAGGUGACGGCUACAACUGCGAACUAAUCGAUACAUCUUGCACUUAUAACGCCGACGUCUGCGACCCACACGCCUUCUGUGAAUACAACGAAUCACGUUGCAUAUGCGAGGAAGGCUACGAAGGCGACGGCUAUCACUGUCAGUUGGCGCCCGAUUGUCGGGAUAAUGCGACGUGCGGACAGAAUGCUUUCUGCGAUGUGGGAGUUUGUCAAUGCUUGGCUGGUUUCGAACGCGAUGUGUCGGACAUUUGCGUGCCGGCGGGACGUUGCGGUCCUGUCUUUUGUGGUGCAAAUGCAAUCUGCAAGUGGGACUCCGUACAGGGUGUACAAUAUUGUGAUUGCAUUGAGGGAUAUGCGGGUGAUGCUUUGGAGAGUUGCCGCAGCAUACCGCCGCCAUGCAAUGUGCGUAACAACUGUGGUGUGCAUGCCACAUGUGAGCCCACCGAUGAUCCUGCCAUUUAUGAGUGUCAGUGUAACGCCGGCUUCCACGGCGAUGGUUAUGUUUGCGUAGAGGAUCAAAACUGUCUCAAUACGCCGCAAAUGUGCGAUAUGAACGCCAAAUGUUUGUCCACCAAUAAUGGGCUGCUCUGCGUGUGUAAUCAAGGUUUCUAUGGUAACGGCUCGCUCUGCCUGGAACGUCAACAACACGAAUCCGGUUUCUUGCUCGUCAGUCAAGGUGUGGUCAUUGUGCGUGUGCCAUUAAAUGGCAAAAAUGUAAAACCCAUUUCGGUAGCCUCAAUGGCAAUUGGACUGGACAAGGAUUGCGUAGAGGGACGCAUUUACUGGGGUGAUAUUUCGUCGAAGAAAAUUGUGAGUGCUAAAUAUGAUGGUACGGACUCGAAGACAUACCUAGAAGAUGACAUCGAAUCGCCUGAGGGAAUCGCCAUCGACAUCGUUUCACGACGCAUCUAUUGGACUGAUUCGGUUAAGGAUACCAUUGAGGUGGCCAGUUUGGAGGAUCCGACAUUGCGCGCAGUCUUGGUUAAUAAGAAUUUGGUGAAUCCACGUGGUAUUGCCGUUGAUCCAUACAGAGAAAAACUUUAUUGGUCGGAUUGGAAUCGUGAAUCGCCUAAAAUCGAAAUGGCCGAUCUGGAUGGUACUGGGCGUGAGGUGUUAUUGGGUAGCGAUGCAGUGAAUCUACCCAAUUCGUUGGUCAUACUCGAGAGCAGUGGCGAACUGUGCUAUGCUGAUGCUGGCACCAAGAAGGUGGAGUGCAUUGACUCUUACUCGAAACAAUUGCGCACCAUUUCCAAUGAUUUGACCUAUCCCUUCGGCCUGACAUUCACACACAAUCAAUUCUACUGGACUGAUUGGACAACUAAAAAACUGGAGAGCGUCGACACCUUCGGCAAUCGCCAAAAGGGCAUUCAGACACCUUUCUUCGGCAGCCACAAAAUGUACGGCAUGACGGCCAUCGAGGAUAGUUGCCCGCAAAUAAGCAGUCCUUGCCAGAUCAGCAACGGCGGUUGCGUUGAUGCACGCAUUUGUUUAGUGAACAGCAAGGCUCCGUCGGGCAAGAGCUGUAAGUGCACAGCUCUGUCGAAGACCUGCAAUGCUCCGCCACAGUUUGGCGGACAAUUUUAA
Ceratitis capitata (Mediterranean fruit fly) is the source of this 3942-nucleotide messenger RNA. RefSeq names its product nidogen-2. The record is from RefSeq and is a predicted model, not a curated record. Gene Ontology annotation, molecular function: calcium ion binding. The transcript is spliced from 12 exons. Lineage: Eukaryota; Metazoa; Arthropoda; Insecta; Diptera; Tephritidae. Gene Ontology annotation, biological process: cell-matrix adhesion. Bases 1 to 3942 code for a protein of 1313 amino acids.